CCGCCAUAAAAAAAAAUCCACAGAAGAAGAAGACGAAGAAGAAAAAGACAGCUGCUGCUUUACUAAAUUUCUAAAGUAUACCUAGUUGUUACAAACAUGGACAACUCUGGAAAAGAGAAGGAAGCCUCGGCUCUGAUUGCUGAGGCUGAAAAGAAACUGAAAUCGUCUCAGUCGUUUUUUGGGGCGUUGUUUGGAGGCUCAUCCAAGAUGGAGGAGGCCUGUGAUAUGUACGCCAGGGCUGCCAACAUGUACAAGAUGGCGAAGAACUGGUGUGCUGCAGGUAACGCGUUCUCGCAGGCGGCCCGUCUCCACCUGCAGAUGCAGAGUAAACACGAUGCUGCUACUAACUUCAUAGACGCUGGAAACGCCUUCAAAAAAGCUGACCCGCAAGAGGCUAUCAACUGUCUGAACCGAGCCAUCGAGAUCUACACGGACAUGGGACGGUUCACCAUCGCAGCCAAACAUCACAUCUCCAUCGCAGAGAUCUACGAGACGGAGCUGGUGGACAUCGAUACGGCUAUAGCUCACUAUGAACAGGCGGCAGACUACUACAAAGGAGAAGAGUCCACAAGCUCUGCUAACAAGUGUCUUCUGAAGGUGGCCGUCUAUGCAGCUCAGCUGGAGCAGUACCAGAAGGCCAUAGAGAUCUAUGAACAGGUUGGGACCAAUGCGAUGGACAGCACACUGCUAAAGUAUAGCGGCAAGGACUACUUCUUCAAGGCAGCUCUCUGUCACUUCUGUGUGGACAUGCUCAAUGCCAAACUGGCCUUACAGAAGUAUGAAGAAAUGUUCCCUGCCUUCUCAGAUUCUCGUGAAUGUAAACUGCUGAAGAAACUUCUAGAUGCGUGUGAAGAACAGAAUGUUGAUGUAUAUACUGAUGCAGUGAAGGAAUAUGACACUAUCUCUAGGUUGGACCAGUGGCUGACCACUAUGCUCCUCCGCAUCAAGAAGACUAUAGAGGAAGACGAGAGUGACCUGCGUUAAUGGUCUUGAUGUCACUAGACACCUAACCCCCCCCCCAGACCCCCUAUACCCCCUAGGGCUGUUAAAGUGACCGUAUUACCACCUCCCCAGCAGUCACCAGUCAUGAUUGCAGUCAAAUUCCACAUGAGUCAAGGUAACUAGGCUUCUCCCCAAACGACGCUGUGUUGCCGCCGAUGGUAAUUGGUACUCGGCGCUCUAUUGUCCCUGUAAUCACUCAAUGCAAAUACAGCGGAGAAUCAAAUCAAACACUUCCUGAGAGCCCUGGCAGUCAGAGUUAGGCGGAAUAGGAUCACCUGAUCAACCAGCCAGCUCCUCAUAGCUGGUUGAUGCAUGGAGUUAAAUAUGUGCUCCUGGCGGGUCAACAUUUCUACAGCCUACACUAUGCAAUGGCCUCUAUUAAAAAGAGGAGGAUCCUAUCAGCUUUCUAUAGGCCUACUAUAUUUAUUUCUCAACUUUCCUAAUAAGAAGCACAUUGCUUUGCCUUACGACCAGAGUAGCCUACCUGGCUGUCAUGAAAAAUGAACCAUGGGAAAAGCGUCCUCCAUUUGCCAUUCAAGUGCAUACAGAUGACUUUAUUAAAAAAUAAAUAAUAAUAAUUGCCCGUUCAGACAGGUGCAUGAUAAUGGCCCAUUCUAAAUCAGAACUCAUUUCACACACAUUAUUUAGUAUUUGUAAAGACAAAAUUAAACGGAAAAUAGUCUGAUGGGUGAAAAUAUUGUCACUUGGGAAUGAUGCCAAAAUUAUUAUUAUUAUUAUUAUUAUAAAAAUGAUUCAUUAAUAAUUAAUUUAUGGUGUAGGCUAUAUUAAACGGAUUUAUUAGACUUUUUUAAAAUGGAGACAUUCCAAUAGGAGCACGACAACGAUGGCGUGUCGUCCCGGAGAUGCUUAACGUGUUUAUCUUCAUUAACGGUCAAUUUGGCGUGAGACCCGACAGUUAUUUGCAUGACAGUUACCAGUUGACAAAAUGUAAUGACCGUCACAGCUCUACCCCAGGGUUUCCCAAACUCGGUCCUCUGGACCACAAGGGGAGCAUGUUCGGUUUUGCCCUACCACUACACAGCUGAUUUAAAAAAAAUAAAUAAAAUGUAAAACCAACUAAGCAUCCAGCCUUAAUCAUUUUGAAUGUGCUGUGUAGUGCUAGGGCAAAAACCAAAUAGUUUAGGGAACCGAGUUACGGAAAAGCUGCCAUACCCCCCCCCCCCCCCCCCCCCCCCUGUUGCCUCAGGCACUACACACAGGCGUCUGCUCUUCUCCUUACUCUUGUGCCUUUUUUAACAGCAGAUAGCUCAUCUUGCCUUUGCAGUGUGUAUCUCUUCUCGCCUUUGCAGUGUGUAUCUCCUCCUCAUCACCCCGGUGUUGAUCAGUCAUCAACGCAGGUCCUAGUGCCUCUCCUGUUCCACAGACCCACGGUCGGUGUUUUACAGAGCUAGCCUCUCCUGUUCCUCAGACCCACGGUCGGUGUUUUACAGAGCUAGCCUCUCCUGUUCCACAGACCCACGAUCGGUGUUUUACAGAGCUAGCCUCUCCUGUUCCUCAGACCCACGGUCGGUGUUUUACAGAGCUAGCCUCUCCUGUUCCACAGACCCACGGUCGGUGUUUUACAGAGCUAGCUUCUCCUGUUCCUCAGACUCACUGUCGGUGUUUUACAGAGCUAGCUUCUCCUGUUCCACAGACCCACGGUCAGUGUUUUACAGAGCUAGCCUCUCCUGUUCCACAGACUCACCGUCGGUGUUUUACAGAGCUAGCCUCUCCUGUUCCACAGACCCACGGUCGGUGUUUUACAGAGCUAGCCUCUCCUGUUCCACAGACUCACGGUCGGUGUUUUAAAGAGCUAGCCUCUCCUGCUAAACAUGGUGCAAAACUGUACCACCGGCAGUGAUAGCUGUGGUCAUCUGUCCACUGCAGACGCUAAGGAACACUAACCUGUAGACUGUACCAUGGUGGGAGAGUUAUUACAGAAUGCCUUCACAAUGAAACCAGCCAAUCAUGAGGUGCUGUGGACUGCACACUACGAAGUGCAGAGCUCGUCGGAAGGUGAAUCUCCCUGAUUAUAAAACCCUGUUGUCUUCCUGCUUUGGGACGUCUCAGGAAUGCUGGACCCGAUUUAGGAAAUGCAUGUAUUCACACAGUGGCCUUGAAAGACCUUUAAUAUUGAUAAUAAGAUGUAAUUUAUAAAGUAUUUUAAGACCAGGUUACAGAGAAACAACCAUAGCAAUGAUUAUAAAGGAAUAAAUUGCCCAUACAGAUAAUAACCUAGUUAUGGUUUUAAAAUUAUUUUUUGCAACGUUCCAUUCUAUUCCAAAUCUCUUAUUUCUUUUAUUUUCCUUCAAUGAUACUUGUGUUUUAUGUCCAUUCACUCCCUCUCUACUUUGUGUUACCGACUAUACUAGCUUAAUAUACCUUUUUUUUUUUUUUUUUUUAAAGCUAUUUUUAUUGGAUAGCUAUUGAUUUCAACUUAUUUUGACAUGUAAAGAUGGACAAGCUUUUGAUUUAAAGGACGUUUGUUUUAGUCCGUGUAUAAGUAUUGGUCUCUUCUCUACAGACGAUUACAGAUUAAUAAACCCAUAAAGAGAAAAGGUUGUGACUCUGUAAUUCUAUAUUUUUUUUGUUUGUUGUGGAAAAUAAAACAUAUGAUCCCGUUG
Salvelinus fontinalis (brook trout) is the source of this 3626-nucleotide messenger RNA. RefSeq names its product N-ethylmaleimide-sensitive factor attachment protein, alpha b (gene napab). Bases 97 to 984 code for a protein of 295 amino acids. Gene Ontology annotation, biological process: intracellular protein transport; regulation of synaptic vesicle priming; synaptic transmission, glutamatergic. The transcript has 11 exons. Gene Ontology annotation, cellular component: vacuolar membrane; synaptobrevin 2-SNAP-25-syntaxin-1a complex; terminal bouton. NCBI's taxonomy places the organism in Eukaryota, Metazoa, Chordata, Actinopteri, Salmoniformes, Salmonidae. The record is from RefSeq and is a predicted model, not a curated record. Gene Ontology annotation, molecular function: syntaxin binding; soluble NSF attachment protein activity.